Neolamprologus brichardi is the source of this 5480-nucleotide messenger RNA. It is a transcript of the gene tp53inp1, whose product is annotated as tumor protein p53 inducible nuclear protein 1. The record is from RefSeq and is a predicted model, not a curated record. Gene Ontology annotation, cellular component: nucleus; autophagosome. Lineage: Eukaryota; Metazoa; Chordata; Actinopteri; Cichliformes; Cichlidae. Gene Ontology annotation, biological process: autophagosome assembly; positive regulation of DNA-templated transcription.
CAACAAAAGAAGGCGCAGUCGGGGGCUCGAGGAGGAAACGGGACUGAAAAGAAACGCCGCACUGUGACUCCCGAUGUGCAGUCCUUAAAGUAACGUUUUUAUAUUUUAUUUCUUCCGCGAAGAAACCUCAAGUUUUUCUAUUUUUCGAAAAGUAACGCAUCUACCUCAUUUUUAAGGAUUUUAAUCACGGUUUGGACUCGUUUACACCUCCUCCUCCUUCUGCCGCAGGGCUUUUUUUUGAAGACUUUUGCACUCACUGAAGCGAUCCUGACGUUGAGCGAUGUCCAGCCUGCGCCUGCUGGCCCUCAGAUGAUCUAUGACCACAACUUAUUGAUGCACUUUAGCACCUUUACGGAGCCUUCCCCCUGCUGUGAACCCCGCAGCUGAUGACCAAAACGACCGCAACACCUCCCCGCCGUCGCCCAGAGCCACGCGCCUCCCCCGACCCCUCCCUCAUCCUCACGCCCCUGCAGGACAUCUCAGGAUGUUCCAGAGGUUCGCUAGUGCUCUCUUUGGGGACAAUGUGGAAGAGGUGAGUCGAGGCGGCAGACCUGGGGACGGCAAAGUGGAGGAGAUAGCGGCGGAGGAUGAAGACUGGAUCCUGGUCAACUACCUGACUGAAGCCGGCUCCAGCCAGUGUAACGAUGGCCACUCGGGAUCCACCAUCAUCCAAGAUGAAGACGAGGAGGUGGAGGCAGAGGAUGAAGAAGAAGAAGAUGAUGAGCUGGUGAUGAUCCCCUCACCCAUGGGCAUCCCACCUGUCCGUUACGCCUCCUGCACCUCCCUCGACUCAACGGCUGACACCGACCUGGACGGUGGUCCAGAUGAGGACGAGGAAGAUGAUGAGAGUGGGUUUCUGCGUGUGAACACCCGCUCUCUGCAGGAGAGCUGGUUUCUUACCCCCCCACCCUGCUUCACUGGGCGUAGCACCUUUCCCAUCGUCCUGGAGCCCAGCCCUCUGGAGAACCUGCUAAUCGAACACCCCAGCAUGUCCGUCUACACUCACCACAGCAUCCCACGACUAAACCAUGACCCCCUGCCACAAAGCUCACAUGAACCAGAAUUGAAUUUUUCAUCCGAUGAGAUAACUGCGAGCCUGGCAGCUUUAAGUGGAAAGGAAAAGGCCAGAAGAACGCCAGAUGGCUCUCGCCACAGGCCAGAGGCGGCAGUUUCACAGCGGCGCUCCAGUCUUCACUCCUCCUGCUACGCCGCGGCGCUCUCCGCUCAGGCCGGCCUUGUGCAACAAAGGCCGGGAAACCCCACCCAACGCACCCAGCCCAUGUCCCGCAAGGCCCUGCGACGCCUCAACCUGCUCCGCCCCCCAAAGGCCAACACCAUGCACCUGCACCAGCCCAGCCAGAAGCAUCUCAACUUCUGAGACAUCCUCAUCACUAUUCAUCAUCAUCAUCAUCAUCAUCAUCAUCAUCAUCAUCAUCAUCAUCAUCAUCAUCAACCUCAAUACUUUAAGCAGUACAGGAAUGUAACACUGGCCACCCACAAGCAUUCAUCUCCGUUUUCUUUCAUCUUCUCAACAAACAAACACCAGCAGCAAGUUAACUACGGCAUCAGCCACCACUUACACACCUCACACCUAAUUUCUCCUGAAAGCUUAAUGGGUGGUGAAAUCGGGAAGGUGGCUGUUGACUUUUUAUAUCAGUAAUGUGGCCAGUGAAGACUUUUUCUCCCUCCCUCACUUCACUCCCCGCUUCCUACUCCUCUUGAUCCAUCCUCCAUCCUCCUAUGUAUUGAUACUGAGAAGAAGGGAUAUGUAAAGGUCAUAAUGUUAACCCCCCUCCCCUCCCUUUUCACAAGACCAUUUCUUCUUCUAUUUCUUCAGAGCAUUGUACGUCCAAUCACAGAGAGAAACAGAGGUCAUGAUGACUUCUCUUUCUUUUCUUUCUUCUUCUUCUUCUUUACGGUCACCUUAAUGUGUAGAAUCAAUGCUGUAGGUCACUUUACUAAGCGGCAGGUUCACUGUGUGGCAGGAUGGUCCGGUGGUGUCACUUCAGGGUCUCACAGUGGGACUGCUGGUCAUCUAGGCAACUUUUUGGGCUGACUGAGGGCAGUAGGAGACAUUUCAGAUCCUAAAUGACUUGAACAUAGACAGUGCAGCCGGACAACGUUUUCAUUUAAUCAAUGCAGGAGUAUUGGAGUGCAGUGUUCCCAAUAUGUUGCCAGUGAAGGGCUGUUCACACUAGAGGAUGAAGUUUAGGUGGGUUUAAAGGAAAAAUUCCCUUUAUGUAAUCUCACGUGCUUAUAAUCAGUGAUCUGUACUAAAUGCUCUGUUUGUGUCUUGAGUAACUUUCCUGCAUUUUAGAGGAGAACAGGGUAUGUCCAUAACAAUUGUAGGAACAGAAGCUCUGCUUUAUUACAGCUGACUUUAAUAUAAUUACGCCUUUUUGAUGGUGAAAGUUUAAAGCUUUAUAACAUCUUUAUUACAGAAGAAAAGUGCAACAUUUUGAGCCUCUUUAUAAGUGCAAUACAAAUUCUCUUCUUUUUAUUAAAACACGGUUCUUGCUGUUAUGUUUUAAUACUAAACGCUUCAGCCAGACUUAAACACGUGCAUUCAAAGGUUCUCCUGUGAAACUGGAGGGUGUGUUAACUGAAAACAGAGAGUUUCAGCAAAAUUAGAGUCACGUCUGAGUCAAACCUAACUAUGUACUGUAGCUGCUUUGCCUGUUAGUCCAUUUUCUGCUCUCGUACUUUCAGACGUAGAUUUCUAGUUUCUGUGCUGCGGUUCUCUCUGUCAUUCACUUUGGUUACAGAAGGAACUCGUUCCCUUCACCCAACCUUAUGCUGUGUGUGUUUGACUGAUUGUUAAAAAGCUACGGAAACACCACAAUUGAAGCCAGUAAAGCAAAACACAGCUGUAUUAAAGCCUUUUAAAGGGUAUUUUUCCUUUAAGUUCCUGCUUUUUGAGCUCUGCAGCACCACCAGAGGUGAAAAACUUCCACGUUGCUCAUCCUGCAGCUCCAGCUGAACCUGCCUCUGACUUUAUAAUUCAGUAACUUUUCACGAUAUUUCUUUAAAGGAGAAAAAAAGAAAAGAAAAAAUGGAAAAAAUACUGGGUUAAAUAUCACUAAACGCCUUGUUUUAACAGUAGCUUUGAGAUAAAUAGAAAUGUUAAAAAAGUAUGUAAAACAAAAAAAACUUCCAAAAAUAUUUUUUGAAAAGAAAAAACAAAUUACAUAUCAGUAUGAAGUUGGUAUAUAUGCGUCCAUGGUUUCUUGCUUAGGUGUGUUUGGUUAUGAUAGUGUGCAAUCUGUUGCAUGGUUGUAGAGUUUUGUUAGUGUCAUGAUGGUGGGAAAAAAAGAAAAAAGGAUAAUUAUUAUUUUCUUUCUUUUUUUCUGUUUUGUUUUUGUUCUUAAAUGAAUCUGCAGUCCACUUCUCAGGGUCACAACCAAUCACCUUUACUCUUUAGGAAAAUGCAGAUUUACUUGACGGCUGAUGAUUCUUUGUGUGUACUCGGACUUUUUCCAGCUAUGUCCCUGCGUGCUUUCCCUCUGUGAAAACCUUUGUGAGAAAUAAUCAACUUCUUGUUUAGUGUCACAGAAACGUCUUUUGGUCCCGGGACUGUGAAAUGAACUCUGACACUGUCAGUUGACUGUUGGAAAUCCACCAGGAUGGAGAGAAACUUUUGGUUUUUUUCAGCUAUGUUUAUAUAUUUUGCUCAACUGUACCUAACAUGGUUUUAGAAAUGUACCUUAUGCUAUUUUAACUGUUCUCUUUUCCAUGUUAACGUAGUUACAUUUCGUUAAAUAUUUAAACCAAAAAAAAACAAAACGUAGCAGCGAUCUUUAAUCUCUCCAUAGUUUUAUUAUACUGAUGUUCUUUUUUUUAAAUUGUUUGAGUGUUUGAUAACAGCUCUUGGUUACGGUGCUCUAAAAUGGUAGACUGUUUAAUGGUUUAAUGUGUCUGCUGUAGGGAUAAGCGGAGCCCAGGCCGAGUCACCACACUGCAAAAGUUGAGAAAUAACCAACCUUAUAGAGUGACUAAAACCUUUGGAAGACCAUUUCUGCCAAAAAAAAAGACUAUUUAAAUAUAUAUAGGGUAAACAGGUUUAAAGUAAAGUUCUGGAGCAUGUAUAUUUGUCUGAUGUUAAACAGAAAAUUUGACUCAGUCUGUGACUUUUUAUAACUGAAAAUUUGUUCCAAAAUGUUUCAUUUUUUUCGGCAACCAUUUUUGUGUUCGUAAAUAAUUUUAGAACAGGUGAAGGACUCUACAUAUAACUUCACAUUUUGCUUAUUUAUCAACUUAAAAAAAAAAAUUCAUUUCCUUACACACAUCAACAGAAAUCUACUAAACUGUAAAUCUGCCUAACGAUGAUUUUUUGGAAACCGAUCCUGUUCUGAAGAUACGGAGAUGCAUCGUGGAACGAACACAUAUUAUGGAGGAAAAAAGAUUCAGUCACUUUUAAUGGAAACUGUUGCAGUGUGGUCUUCUAAUCGCCUUGUAAACCUGACUGAAUGUCUCUAGUAGAGUUUCUGGGAAGGUAGCGUUGUUAACAAAGCCCUGUAAGGCAUUUUUGUUAUUUACUGUAAAUAAUCGUAAACGGUAGUAGAGUGGAUCUCUUGUGUUUUCAAGCUUUUUUUUUCUUGUCCUUUCUCUAAUGUCUCUCUCUCUGCAGUGAGUUUUGCAAUUACGAACGAUGUUAUUUUGUGUCAUUUGAUUUUUUGAAAAAGAGAAACUUAAAGACAGAAGGGAUCGGAGGUUCCUCCUGCUGUCAGGAGCCUUAAACGAUUUAUUUGUUUUUUUUGUUCUUUUGGUUUUUUUCUUAGUUCUUAGUUCUUAGUUCUUUGUUCUCGGCUCAUCUCUCCAUCAUUAAUCUAACAGGGAUUUGUAAUGCUUUUUGUUCAAUGCCUUGAAAUUUGUGGAUCACGUGCCUUCCAGGUUGAAAUGUUAUGAUGACAAUGCAUCAAUGAAGAACUUGAACUCGUUUUUCUUUUUGUUUAACUUUUUAAGUGGACGUAAUAAUAAAUUAAAACACACAGACAAACAUCAGAAACCAACUAUGCAUCAUUCGAGGAAGCUCAUAUGCUCUCGCCACCACCAUCCGCCCAGCCCUUGUACAGCUUUUAUAAUGACUCGACAAACCAGACAGAAUGAUGUAGCAAAACCUCUUUUUUUCUCCUAUUGUUUUAUUUGUAAGUGUGAAGAAUAUUUUAUGGCAUUUUUCCACUAAGUGUUAGACUUUUUGGGUUUUUGUUUGUUUUGUUUUGUCAUUUUUUGCUUUUCUGUGUAGUUUACUGGAAUAAUACUGCACUUUGCCAAAAAGACAAAAGGUGUAGGACUUUUAGGGUUACCUUUUUAUUUAUCAACAUAACUGGUUUCCUUUGUAUUUUGGAUGUAUGACAGAUCACUCUGUUCUGACAUCAGAAACAAAAAAAAAGCUAAUUAAAAGUGGGGUCAUCUGUUUUCACACUGUAAUAGUUAAUACAUGUGAUCUCUUAUUAGCCUCUAAUAAAUGUUUUCAUACACAA